This is a messenger RNA of Pollicipes pollicipes, 2211 nucleotides long. RefSeq lists its product as uncharacterized. Gene Ontology annotation, molecular function: lipid binding. The transcript is spliced from 9 exons. The coding region runs from base 185 to 1555 and encodes 456 amino acids. The record is from RefSeq and is a predicted model, not a curated record. NCBI's taxonomy places the organism in Eukaryota, Metazoa, Arthropoda, Thecostraca, Pollicipedomorpha, Pollicipedidae.
GGCACGGAGGCCGGCCGACGGAGAGCGAGGGCGAGCGGACAUCGGCUGUGCACGCGGCCGUGACUGCCUGUCGAGGCGGCGCCGAGCGAGCGGAGCGCGCGCGCAGCGAGUGACCGGCGCCAGCCGACCGAGCAGCCCGCCGACUGGGUGUCCGACGGCACAGCGCGUGAGUGCGGUGGUCGCGAUGGCUCGCUCCCUGGCUCUGGGACUCGCCUGCUGCUGGCUGCUGGGCGUCGGCAGCGGCAUGCCGUUCCUGCCCGAGUGGGUCACAGAACUGGCCGAACUCAACAGCUUCGAGCUGUCAUUCACGCCGGCUAAGGAAGAGGACGCGUCCCGGAUACGGCGCGAGGCGGAGGCCACGCUGGAGGACACAAUCCGCGAGGUGAUCCUCCACUUCAAGCAGGACGACGCCAGAGGCCUGCCCGGAUCGCUGGUGCCGGACCCUAUGCCGGUGCCGGCCAAGAUCGACCAGGAGGUGGCCGGAGCCGAUGUCAAGCUGGAGGACAUGAUCCUCACCGGGCUGAAAAACUUCGAGCUGCGAGACGUCAAGGUCGACCUCUCGGCUCAGGAGUUCCGGUACGAGAUCUAUUUCAAAUCGCUGACGGCGCUGGGCAAGUACCAGCUCUACUACUUCUGGAGCAACUAUGCGGGCGACUUCAACAUCACGCUGGAGGACGUGCGAGCCGAGGGCAAGGGUAUCCUGGAAGUCGGCGCCAACGGCACCGUCCAGCUCAACGAUGUGCAGACCGACGUGGGCUUCGGCGAUAUCGGCGUGGUCUUCCACAACCUGGGCGGCCUCGGCUGGAUCAUCCAGGGCGCCGUCAACCUCAUGGGCUCCUUCCUGUUCGACGCCGUCAAGCCGUUGACGCUGGACCGGGCGAACCAGAAGCUGGCCCUCACCGUGAACGAGAGGCUCAGGGAGCUGAACGAGAAGGUGCUCUUCUCCGACUCGAUCCCGGUGCUGGACGUGGCCGUGCUGGAGGUGCGCAAGAUGGUGCGCGACGGCGGCUACGACCCGCUCGUGCUGCCCACCGUGGAGCGCACCAACGCCAUGGGCGUCCAGAUCACACUGUCCGAGGGCAUGCUGACCGGACUGGGCACGGUACACCGCACCGGAGAGAUCUCGGUCGGCAUGCAGGACUACACCGCGCGGGUCACGGUGGCGCUGGGCACGCAGCGCAUCACCGGCAGGUACCACUGGAAGGUGAGCGCGUUCGGCUUCCUCGAACGCAACGGCUUUAUCCGGUUCAGCGUGGACAGCCUGAAGCUGCGCGCCCGGCUGGCGCAGCCGCUCAACCUGUCGCAGAAGCCGCGCAUCGAGGACCUGGACAUCCACCUGGGCACGCUGACACUGCGCUCCGAGGGCGCCGGCAGCCUCGACUACGCCUUCGAGCUGGGCGUCAACGGCUUCCCCAACCUCUUCAAGAACAUCGUCAUGGACGCCAUCGAGCGACCGCUCAUGUGGGCCAUCGGCAGUCAGCUGCAGGAGCUCGACAUGGAGCAGAUCGUGCUGGACAACAUCCCCGGUGGCAGUGUUGUCCGGGCCGCCCGCUAGGUGGCAGUGUUGUCAGGGCCGUCCGUCAGGCGGCGGCCGAGCUGGCGCUGGCGGCGCCGCUGGACCAGGGAAGCGGCACGCCAAGCGCCGCGCUCGGAGGCACGCCGUUCGGCGCGUGGUGGCUGUCGCGUAAGACGUCUGGGUGUAGCUGUCCGCGAGCCUCGAACUGACAGGACGUGAGAGACUGGCAGCUGGUCUGCCGUUCUUCAUGACUCCGCUCGUAAUGAGAUGCGUUGUACCAUGGUAGGCCCGAGACACGUCACGUCGACCACGCGUUUACAUGUUGUGGAGACAUCAGGAGCAAUCGUUCCACCGGUGAAUGCCUUCUAGGUUUUCAUGCACCCUUUCUCCAGCGCUGAAUCCAGUGAAUGUCAACAAAGUACAUGCCAUAGCGUUCGUAGCCAAACCAGCUCCAAACUGGAUGUGUUUGUUUAUUACGAUAAGGGAGGAUCAGUCGCGUUCUGCUUAUUCAGGGCCUUGUUAAGAAUAGGAAGAGCGUAGUGUGAAAAGCGCCUGUCCUUGACUCAUGAGUCACAGCUGGCUCUGGGACCAGCACUUUUCUGCUGUACAUCCAGAGUCUCCCAUGACCAGAAUGCCGAAGUGCCGACCAUGAAUCAUUCACACAGGUCACAUAUGAAUAUAGCGCAUUCAUCACA